Messenger RNA from Coregonus sp. 'balchen', 27406 nucleotides. Lineage: Eukaryota; Metazoa; Chordata; Actinopteri; Salmoniformes; Salmonidae. The record is from the annotation of a GenBank genome assembly.
AUGAACGUAUCUGACCCCAGGGUGUAUAUCCUGGAGACCAUGGGGAAGCACAGCUCCAGCACUGAGAUGCUGCAGGAAAUCAGGCAGAUGAUGACCCAGCUGAAGAGUUACCUUAUCCAGAGCACUGAGCUACAUAACCUACUGGAGCCUAAUGUCUACACAGAGGACAAACUAGGUGAGAUACAGUCUAACAUGUUAGAGGCUAGAUACAGUAACAUAGUCUAGCAGUUGUAAUCAAAGAGUUACUGCAGUUGGUAGAGCAUGGCGCUUGCAAUGGCAGGAUUUUGGGUUCGAUUCCCGGGGCCUGCGUAAUUCUCCUUGAUAUACUCAACAUUCAUCUGUUAAUACACAGCGUUAGACACAUCAUUCUCAAAACUCCUCUUGCUCCUUAUUUUGAGACCCCCCCCCCCCCAGAAAGUAACAUUUGAUUUGUCUGAUACAGUUUCUACCUGGCCGUGGCUAUAUUCAUAAUUGAAUAAUAGUAAUAAUAUAUUCCAUUUAGCAGAUGCUUUUAUCCAAAGCGACUUACAGUCAUGUGUGCAUACACAUUAACACUGUCUUUCACAUGAAUGCUUCAGUUCUCACUAAUCUUCAAAUUAACAUGCCCACCAUAUUCAGUGUCCAACAGGACAUUUGGCAAACAGGAUGUUCCCCUUAUUUACUGUCAAAUAGGAGACAGUUGUAUAUCACAGUCUUCUCUCUGUGCGUGGGAAAUUAGACUUUCUAGUGACACCUGUGAAAUUACAACAGGGACAGACAACAUGGUUGUUAGUGAGGGUUGCUACUGUUGACAUUUGAUGGCUUAAUUGGGUUUAAUAUACAACUUAUUUUGCCUCCAGCGUGCAUGCUGAAUGUCAGGUUUUCUUACACAGUGUACAUAUAAAUAUAUAUUCAUGUGAGGAUAAUAUUUAUACUGAUUUAAUAAUAUACUGUAGUUUAGCCUACUCCAACACCCAGCUCAAACAGAGAGGGAUGCUAUGUUAGCUAGCUGGCUAUGGCUAUCCAACACUGGAACUCUUCCAAGUCAAAGUAAGCUUUUGGUUUUAUAAAUGUAUUGCCACCUGGGUCUGCCAGUUUAACUGCUAAACUGCUUGCUGUACACUGUACUGCAUGAUUGUAGUGGGUUUACUAAUGCGUUAGUUCUAGUAGCUAUGUUGACUAAGACGUUAGCUAAUAUGGUGACAACGAUGUAGGCUGUGUGUAGCGGUUAGCGGUUAUGGUAUGAAAGUUUGGCUUGGAAAGGUUUUUUCGCCUGUUCACAGACAGCUGUUGUGUUGUGCAUUGAAGUCCAGAAGCGAAGGGAAAAGGUGAGAGGAGGAGAGCGUGUAGAUGCGAGCAAAGUGAUCAUGCUGAAAUACUAAUUAAUUGGAAUUGAAAUGGAAUUGAUCCCAAACCAUGCUGAACAGCAUUACCUGAAUGAAAACCACCCAUUAAUUUGCUUGUAGCUGAAAGUCUGUUUUCCUGCUAUUGACUUUGUUUCAUAAGCAUUCCAAUAAAGCUUGUUUGAUGCAUGAACACAUAUUUCAUCACGAAAUUGCCUUUUUAAUAUAAUGUGGAAAACAACUUUCGGCUGGCUCUGAAAUUGGCGUCUGGGGUAAUACGGCUGCUUGUUUAUUUAUCACACAUUGAAGCAGAUAUAGAGACAAACUCACAUUUGGAGGAGAUGGUGCUGCAGUGGAUAGCAGCCGUGUUAUGGGCUCCUGACCAAUUCUGCUAUUUUGUGUGUGCUUUUCUUAACUUUUUUUGUACAUAAUGUUUCCGCCAUCAUUUCCUAUGACAGAAAACAGCUUAUGAACAUUUCUACUUCAACGAGUAGGCAUCUCUGGAUGUACUGCUCGUUCCGCAACAGGCCCUAAUCCCCGGGACUCGAAAGAGGAAGAGACGGCGCAAGAGAGGCAAAUGAGCGGGCAUCCUGAUGUCGGAAACUAAAUAAACCGCCUCUACCCUCCAUUCUAUUGGUGAAUGUACAAUCACUAGAAUACAAAGUGGAAAAGCUCAGUUCUAGACUAUUCUAUCAACGGGACCUGAAGAACUGUAAUAUCCAAGUUUCGCGGAGUCAUUGCUGAACAAGGACAUGGAUAAUAUACAUCAGGCUGGUUUUUCUAUGCAUCGUCAAGACUGUACGUCAGCCUUGGGUAAGGUUAAGGGGGAGGGGUGUGUAACUUUCUCAACAACAGCUGGUGCGCGAUCUCUAAUGUUAAGGAAGUCUCUAGUUUUUGCUCGCCUGAGUUAGAAUACCUAAUGAUAAGCUGCAGACCAUACUAUUUACCAAAAUAGUUUUAAUCUAUAUUUUUCGUAGCUGUCUGUUUACCACCACAAACCGAUGCUGGCACUAAGACCGCACUCAACGAGCUGUUUAGAGCCAUAAGCAAACAGGAAACCGCUCAUCUAGAGGCGGCGCUCCUAGUGGCCAGGGAUUUUAAUGCAGGGAAACUGAAAUCCGUUUUGCCUCAUUUUUACCAGCAAGUCACCUGUGCAACUAGAGGAGACAAAACUCUAGACCACCUUUACUCCACACACAGAGACACAUACAAAGCUCUCCCUUGCCCUCACUUUGGCAAAUCUGACCAUAACUCUAUCCUCCUGAUUCCUGCUUACAAUCCAAAACUCAAACAGGAAGUACCAGUGACGCGCUCAAUAAGGAAGCGGUCCGAUGAAGCGGAUGCUAAGCUACAGGACUGUUUUGCUAGCACAGACUGGAAAAUGUUCCGGGAUUCAUCCGAUAACAUUGAGGAGUUUACCACAUCAGUCACCGGCUUCAUUAAUAAGUGCAUCGACGACGUCAUCCCCACAGUGGAUACGUACAUAUGCCAACCAGAAGGAUUACAAGCAACAUCCACACUGAGAGACUGCAAGACUGUGGUCACGUGACAAGACAGCGUAUUGAACACACAGCGGUGUGAAUCACCUCAAGAUAAAAACGCAAUAUUCAAUAUCAGUAAGUUAGACUAGAUAUUAGCACUUCAUAUACUCGUGGGUAAUAACAUUAAAUCUGGAUAAUAACACAAAACAAAUCAUAAGGCUAGAGAAAUAUAUCGACAAAUAUUACAACAACGAGCAACACUCAAACAUGACGGAGGAUAAACGAGGAGAGUCAAUCUCCAAGAGAAACCGCGACUCCUCGACAGAUACAGAUUAUUUAUGCUUUUCACCACUUGGACAAGGUAAGUGUGGAAAGCGAUCUGUUGAAGUCGAUAAAUGACAAACUGGGCAUACUAGAAUUAGUCACUAAGGAUUUAAAGGAGUUGAAGGCGAGCCAUGAAAUGAUUGACGAAAAACCUGUGAUAAUGGAGAAAGAUACAAAAAAGCUAAAAGGGACAGUCACUAAGAUAGAAACGGACGUUAAUUAACUUAAAAAGGAGAACAUCUUUCUGAGAGAAGCCUUACUAGACAUACAAACUAGAUCUAUGAGAGAAAAUCUAGUACUUACGGGUCUCCAAGAAAAAGAAGGAGAGGUUCCCGAAAAAAUAGUGAAGGACUUCUUUCUUACGGCGCUUCAAAUCCCACUCGAGGCUGUCGAUAAAAUCCAACUCAAACAUUUCAGACAAAGAGGACAGAGAUAUGAGCGUCCAAUCGUUGCCAAAUUUGCUUUCUUUAAGGAUCAAGUAAUGGUUAAAAGCCUAGGUGAAAGACUUGCUGGCAUGAAAAUAGGCGUGAAUGAUCAGUUCCCGAGGGAGAUUGCAGAACGGCGCAAAGUUCUGUACCCAAUCUUCAAGGUAAAUAGAUUAAAAGGGAAGCGUGUUGCUCUCGUAGUCGAUAAACUGUAUAUUGACAACCAAAUGUUCCGCGACACAAAGACUACUCCAUGGCUAUUCUGAAAGUUCUAAUGGUAGGGAUUGUACUAAUACUAGCCAUGGUAGGGAUUGUACUAAUAAAACACAUUUAUAGUAUUUAUAGUAUUUUAUAAAGGGAUAAGACGGCAUUACAAGAAAGGAUAACUAGUGAAAUAAUAAAUCUUCAAAUAUAACUAAUUAGAACACAAAAGUACUCAAUCAACAUAGUGGAGAUAAAAACAUAGCAAACAGAAGACAUAGAAGGCACAGUAUGUGGGUAUGUGUGGAUGUAUUGUGAUGGAAGAUGUGGUGUGCGUUUUUGUGUUUGGAAAAGUGUGGCGUUAAGUGAGUGAGAAAGGAAAUGGUUACAUAUUCCAGAACCAAUUUGUGUCUGUGAGUAGGGGUUGUGAGAGAGAGCUUUCAAUUUUGUGCAGAUGAGGGAUAUACAUUUUAAAAUAAAGUAUACAUCUAAUUUAUUUUUUAUUGUCCAAUCAUGAUGGAACAGUCCCCAAACCUAUAUCCUAGACACCCACCUGAGCGACCCAUACACCAAAGAGAAGUCCCUAUCUGUUUUAUGGCCCUGCUGUAAGUUGCCUAUAUGCAGCCAAAACAGAAAGAUAAAUGCGGUCAGAGACCUACUAGAGCAGCACCGCCCCCUCAAGAUUCUUGAGCCUGCCUGGCAGGGUUGGUCCUACAAAGCCAGAGCCCCCUGAUUGGAGAGCAUAAUAUACAAGGACAUUCUCAAAGCUGCUAAUGAGAACCUUGACGAACUUGUACCUAGCCGGUGGGGAUUCCGGUGGGGUACCCCCACCCAGGUAGUGGCAGUGCUGGCAACACUGGCUGCAGUAACCCAUGGGGAGGGGGUCACACUCGGACAAUCAGAGAAGGGCCAUAUUACUGCAUGGAGGUGCUUGGGAAAAUGGUUACAAUGGAGGACCAGAGUGUGUGUGUUUCAGGGGAAGGGGGUGGAUCUGAUCUCCAUCACCUAGGACUUGAUAUAGGUGAAUCAAAUCUCAAAUAUUUGAAAAUUUUUCCUCAAUCUUGCAUGCUUUCUCAAACAGCUGUAACUGUAUAUGCAUUCAUAAAUCAGGUCCUUUCUUGAGUUGGGCUCUGGGAUGGCACAACCAUUGAGCAUCUGAGCUUAUGAUUGAUUGUGGAGGAAAGGGGUUGAGUGUGUAAGUGUGUGUGUGUGUGUGUGUGUGUGUGUGUGUGUGUGUGUGUGUGUGUGUGUGUGUGUGUGUGUGUGUGUGUGUGUGUGUGUGUGUGUGUGUGUGUGUGUGUAUGUACCCCACAUCUGUUGCAAGAGGGUAAGGAUGUUAGGGAGAAUAUAGGACGAACCACAAUAAUUGUUUGCUAAAAUAGUAAUUGCUUGACAAAAAUGUAAUGUAAUGCAUUGGCAAUCCGGGUUAUAGGUAACAAUCCUUCGCAUGAACUGCCGACAUUACUACACAUAUUAAUUGAUAAUGAUGGAAAUUAAGAUAUGCAAGAUAUUUGAAUAGAUACAGUACCAGUCAAAAGUUUGGACAUACCUACUCAUUCAACGGUUUUUCAUUAUUUUUUACUAUUUUCUACAUUGUAGAAUAAUAGUGAAGACAUCAAAACUAUGAAAUAACACAUAUGGAAUCAUGUAGUAACCCAAAAAGUGUUAAACAAAUCGAAAUAUAUUUUAUAUUUGAGAUUCUUCAAAUAGCCACCCUUUGCCUUGAUGACAGCUUUGCACACUCUUGGCAUUCUCUCAACCAGCUUCCCCUGGAAGGCUUUUCCAACAGUCUUGAAGGAGUUCCCACAUAUGCUGAGCACUUGUUGGCUGCUUUUCCUUCACUCUGCCGUCCGACUCAUCCCAAACCAUCUCAAUUGGGUUGAGGUCAGGGGAUUGUGGAGGCCAGGUCAUCUGAUGCAGCACUCCAUCACUCUCCUUCUUGGUCAAAUAGCCCUUACACAGCCUGGAGGUGUUGGGUCAUUGUCCUGUUGAAAAACAAAUGAUAGUCCCACUAAGCCCAAACCAGAUGGGAUGGCGUAUCGCUGCAGAAUGCUGUGGUAGCCAUGCUGGUUAAGUGUUCCUUGAAUUCUAAAUAAAUCACAGCAAAGCACCCCUACACCAUAACACCUCCUCCUCCAUGCUUUACGGUGGGAACUACACAUGCAGAGAUCAUCCGUUCAUCCACACCGCGUCACACAAAGACACAGCGGUUGGAACCAAAAAUCUCAAAUUUGGACACCAGCCCUAAGGAGAAAUGUCCACCGGUCUAAUGUCCAUUGCUCAUGUUUCUUGGCCCAAGUAGUUAUCUUCUUCUUCUUAAUGGUGUCCUUUAGUAAUGGUUUCUUUGCAGCAAUUCAACCAUCAAGGCCUGAUUCACACAGUAUCCUCUGAACAGUUGAUGUUGAGAUGUGUCUGUGACAUGAACUCUGUGAAGCAUAUAUUUGGGCUGCUUUUCAGAGGCUGGUAACUUUAACGAACUUAUCCUCUGCAGCAGAGGUAACUCUGGGUCUUCCAUUCCUGUGGUGGUCUUCAUGAGAGCCAGUUUCAUCAUAGCGCUUCAUGGUUUUUGUGACUGCACUUGAAGAAACGUUCAAAGUUCUUGAAAUUUUCCAUAUUGACUGUCAUUUCUCUUUGCUUAUUUGAUCUGUUCUUGCCAUAAUAUAGGCUUGGUCUUUUACCAAAUAGGGCUAUCUUCUGUAUACCCCCCUACCUUGUCACAACACAACUGAUUGGCUCAAACACAUUAAGAAGGAAAGAAAUUCCACAAAUUAACUUUUAACAAGGCACAUCUAUUAUUUGAAAUGUAUUCCAGGUGACUACCUCAUGAAGCUCGUUGAGAGAAUGCCAAGAGUGUGCAAAGCUGUCAUCAAGGCAAAGGGUGGCUACUUUGAAGAAUCUCAAAUAGAAAAUAUAUUUUGAUUAGUUUUUUGGUUACUACAUGAUUCCAUAUGUGUUAUUUCAUAGUUUUGAUGUCUUCACUAUUAUUUUACAAUGUAAAAAAUAGUAAAAAUAAAGAAAAACAUGAAGAGGCGACUCCGGGAUGCUGACCUUCUAGGCAGAGUUGCAAAGAAAAAGCCUAUAGCAGACUGGCCAAUAAAAAUAAAAGAUUAAGAUGUGCAGUCUGAGAUAUGGCUUUUUCUUUGCAACUCUGCCCAGAAGGUUAGCAUCCCAGAGUCGCCUCUUCACUGUUGACAUUGAGACUAGUGUUUUGCGGGUACUAUUUAAUGAAGCUGCCAGUCGAGGACCUGUAAGGCGUCUGUUUCUCAAACUAGACACUCUAAUGUAUUUGUCCUCUUGCUCAGUUGUGCACCGGGGCCUCCCACUCCUCUUUCUAUUCUGGUUAGAGCCAGUUUGCGCUGUUCUGUGAAGGGAGUAGUACACAGCGUUGUACGAGAUCUUCAGUUUCUUGGCAAUUUCUCGCAUGGAAUAGCCUUCAUUUCUCAGAACAAGAAUAAACUGACGAGUUUCAGAAGAAAGUUAUUUGUUUCUGGCCAUUUUGAGCCUGUAAUCAUAACCACAAUUGCUGAUGCUCCAGAUACUCCAAUUGCUGAUGCUCCCGAGUGGCGCAGUGGUCUAAGGCCACAGCUGUGCCACUAGAGAUCCUGGUUCGAAUCCAGGCUCUGUCGUAGCUGGCCGUGACCGGGAGACCCAUGGGGCGGCGCACAAUUGGCCAAGCGUCGUCCAGGGUAGGGGAGGCAAUGGCCGGCAGGGAUGUAGCUCAGUUGGUAGAGCAUGGCGUUUGCAAAGCCAGGGUUGUGGGUUCGAUUCCCACUGGGGGCCAGUAUGAAAAAAAAAAAAUAUUAUGUAUGCACUCUCUAACUGUAAGUCGCUCUGGAUAAGAGCGUCUGCUAAAUGACUGUAAUGUAAAAUGUAGUCUCAAGAAUGCCAGUUUUAUUGCUUCUUUAAUCAGCACAACAGUUUUCAGCUGUGCUAACAUAAUUGCAAAAGGGCUUUCUAAUGAUCAAUUAGCCUUUUAAAAUUAUAAACUUGGAUUAGCAAACACAACAUGCCAUUGGAACACAGGACUGAUGGUUGCUGAUAAUGGGCCUCUGUACGCCUAUGUAGAUAUUCCAUAAAAAAUCAGCCGUUUCCAGCUACAAUAGCCAUUUACAACAUUAACAAUGUCUACACUGUAUUUCUGAUCAAUUUGAUGUUGUUUUAAUGGACAAAAAAAUGAUUUUCUUUCGAAAACAAGGACCCCAAACUUUUGAACGGUAGUGUAUAUAUAUAUAUUUGCGGAAAAAAACAUAUGGGGAUUGGAAGUGAUGCAGACAAUUAUGGAAGUUACAAUUUAUCUGCAAUAUUAAAGCUGAUCUACCCCCUAAAAAAAAAUUGAAACAAGAAAAAGUAUAUAUAUAUAUCAAAAAAAUAAAAUAAAAUAAAUACUAAAAAAUAAACAUCCACACUGAGCUAAAGGCUAAAGCUGCCGCUUUCAAGGAGCGGGACACCAAUCUGGACAAUUAUAAGAAAUCCUGCUACUACAUCGGACAAGCCAUCAAACAGGCAAAGUGUCAAUUCAGGAAUAAGAUAGAGUAAGACUUUUAAACAUGGUCCUCUGUAGCUCAAUUGGUAGAGCAUGGCACUUGUAACGCCAGGGUAGUGGGUUUGAUCCCCGGGACCACCCAUACGUAAAAAUGUAUGCACACAUGACUGUAAGUCGCUUUGGAUAAAAGCGUCUGCUAAAUGGCAUAUUAUUAUUAUUAAACAGGUUAACAUUCACAAGGCCGCAGGGCCAGAUGGAUUAUCAGGAAGCAUACUCAGAACAUGCGCUGACAAGUUUCUUUACUGACAUUUUAAACCUCUCCCUGAACCAGUCUGUAAUACCUACAUGUUUCAAGCAGACCACCAUAGUCUUUGUGCCCCAGAACGCCAAGGUAACCUGUCUAAAUGACUAUCACCCCGUAGCACUCACAUCUGUAGCCAUGAAAUGCUUUGAAAGGCGAGUCAUGGCUCACAUCAACACCUCUGCAACUGGAUCCUGGACUGCCUGACGGGCCGCCCCUGGGUGGUGAGGGUAGGCAACAACACAUCCGCCACACUGACCCUCAACACAGGGGCCCCUCAGGGUUGCGUGCUUAGUCCCCUCCUAUACUCCCUGUUCACCCACAACUGUGUAGCCGUGCACGACUCCAACACCAUUAUUAAGUUUGCUAACGACACGACAGUGGUUGGCCUGAUCACAGACAAUGAUGAGACAGCCUAUAGGGAGGAGGUCAGUGACCUGGCAGUGUGGUGCCAGGACAACAACCUCUCCCUUAACGUCAGCCAGACAAAGGAGCUGAUUGUGGACUACAGGAAAUGACGGGGCUGUAGUGGAGCGGGUCGAGAGCUUCAUGUUCCUCGGUGUCCACAUCACUAAGGAAUUAUCAUGGUCCACACACACCAACACAGUCGUGAAGAAGGCACGACAAUGCUCAGGAAGCUAAAAAGAUUUGGCAUGGGCCCUCAGAUCCUCAAAAAGUACUUCAGCUGCACCAUUGAGAGCAUCUUGACUGGCUGCAUCACCGCUUGGUAUGGCAACUGCUUGGCAUCCGACCGCAAGGCGCUACAGAGGGUAGUACUUAUGGUCCAGUACAUAAUUGGGGCCGAGCUCCCUGCCAUCCAGGACCUCUAUACCAGGCGGUGUCAGAGGAAGGCCCUAAAAAUGGUCAAACUCCAGAUACCCAAGUCAUAGACUGUUCUCUCUGCUACCGCACAGCAAGCAGUACCGAUGCACCAAGUCUGGAACCAACAGGACCCUGAACAGCUUCUACCCCCAAGCCAUAAGACUGCUAAAUUGUUCGUUAAUUAGUUAACCAAAACUACCCAGACUAUCUGCAUUGAGCCGUUUUGCACUAACUCUUUUGACUCACAUACACUGCUGCUACUGGUUAUUAUCUAUCCUGUUGCCUAGUCACUUUAUCACUACCUAUAUGUACAUACAGUAUAUACCUAAAUUACCUCGUACCCCUGCACAUCGACUCGGUACUGGUACACCGUGUAUAUAGAUAGCCAAGUUGUCGUUACUCAUUGUGUAUUUAUUCCUUGUGUUAUUAUUUUUCUAUUAUUCCUCUAUUCUUCUCUCUGCAUUGUUGGGAAGGGCCCGUAAGUAAGCAUUUCACUGUUAGUCUACACCUAUUGUUUACAAAGCAUGUGACAAAUACAAUUUGAUUUGAUUUUAAAGCAAUGGCACUCAGACAUGCAAACAUAAUAAGGCAACACACAGCCACAAAUGAAAGCAUGCACGCACGACGGCUCUUAAGCUGAGGCUUUAAAUCAACAGUUUAAUUAAAAUGACAGAACACAUUGGGGCCAGCGAGAGGCUGUGGCGGUACAGAGCAGAGCACUGAGGUAUUGGUAUUUUAUUAGGAUCCCCAUUAGCUGUUGCGAAAGAAGCAGCUACUCUUCCUGGGGUUCACACAAAACAUGAAACAUGACAUAAUACAGAACAUUAAUAGACAAGAACAGCUCAAGGACAGAACUACAUCAAUUUAAAAAAUGUCACACGUAGCCUACAUAUCAAUACAUACACACAAACUAUCUAGGUCAAAUAGGGGAGAGGCAUUGUGCCGCGAGGUGUUGCUUUAUCUGUUUUUUGAAAUCAGGUUUGCUGUUCAUUUGAGCAAUAUGAGGUGGAAGGGAGUUCCAUGCAAUAAUGCCUUUAUAUAAUACUGUACACUUUCUUACAUUUGUUCUGGAUUUGGUCCUUUUGCUCCAUCUCUUUCAACCAUAUCGUUUUUCAAUUCCUCAUCAAUCCAUGGAGCCUUAACAGUUCUAACAGUCAGUUUCUUAACAAGUGCAUGUUUAUCAAUAAUUGGAAGAAGCAAUUUUAUAAAUGCAUCAAGUGCAGCGUCUGGACGUUCCUUAUUAAUCACAUCAGACCAACAAAUAUUUUUAACAUCAUCCACAUAAAUAUUUUGUAUGAUCUCUUAUACACUAUUUUAGGCCCAGCUUUCGGAACUUUGGCUUUCCUGGAUAUAGCCACUAUAUUGUGAUCACUGCAUCCAAUGUGUACGGAUACAGCUUUAGAACAAAGUUCUACAGUAUUAGUAAAAAUGUGAUCAAUACAGUACAUGUGGAUGAUCUUGUUCCUGUAGUGUUUGUAAACACCAUAGUAGGUUGAUUAAUAACCUGAACCAGAUUACAGGCGCUGGUUACAGUGAGAAGCUUCCUCUUGAGCUGACAGCUUGAUGAAAACCAGUCAAUAUUCAGAUCCCCAAGAAAGUAGACCUUUCUGUUUACAUCACAAGCAUUUCACACAUAUUAUUUAGAUACUGACGGUUAGCACUUGGUGGCCUAUAGCAACACCCAAAAAGAAAAGGCUUUAGAUGUGCCAAGUGAACCUGCAACCACAACACUUCAAUAACACUUGACAUAAGAUCUUCUCUAAGCAUUACAGGGAUAUGAGUCUGAAUAUAUACAGCAACACCUCCCCCAUAAUCAUUCCUGUCUCUUCUAUAGAUGUUAUAUCCUUGUAUUGCUACUGCUGUAUCAUCAAAUUAUUAACUAAGUGAGUCUCAGAUAUGGCUAUUUUCAGCCCUUUCCUGGGUAGCUUAUCAGAGAUACAAACCCAUAGGCUUGGCUCUCUCAUCCCUUCCAGGCUUUUGGGAGGGAGGGUGGACAAUGAGCCUGUCAUAGCGGAUGUAUGCAAUGUCCCCACGCGCUCUGGCUGGGAUAAGUUCUUUCCUCUUCUGGCGCACAGCUUCUGGAUAGUCCUCGUUGCGGAAGAUAUAUGUUUCUCUCAAGUUCUUGGCUCUUUCCAGAACAACUACCUUGUCCUUGAACCUCAGGAACUUGGCCAAUAUCGGCCUAGGCCUGUCACCUGGGCUGGUAGUGGGUUUUCCAGUUCUGUGGGUGUACUCCACCUCAAUCUUCCUGUGGUCCAUCUUCAGUUUCUCCGAGAUCAUUUCCCUCACUUUGUCCUCAGACUCCUUCCAGGUCUUGUGGAGAUUCUACAAUUCCGUCCACAACCAUGUUGUCCCGCCUUGAUUGUCCCUCGAGAUAAUCUGAUUUCAUUGUUAUCAUGGAUUUACAUACAGAACUGAUGUCCUCUCUCAAUGACUUACAGAUUGCUGUCAUCCUGCCGUUCUCUUGUUUCAACUCAUCAAGCUGACCCUGGGAGAACUGUCAUGGUAGCCACGUAGGUUACGCUGCUGUUACUCCUCGCAGUUCCAGACAGGGCAGGUCACAGGGAAGAUUGGAAACAACAACAAACAGCAGGGAUCUAGACAACCAAAAGCCCGGAACAAUCCGCGGUCCCAGCCACAAUGGCUAACCGCGUCGCAGGCUGCGUUCAAGCCAAACAGCUCCUCAGACCUGGCUUUGGUCGGCAGGAUCACUGGACAGAUAGUAGCAGUCCUAGUAGUCCAACCACAUCGCAGGAUCCAAACUCAAAAGGUAGCUAGCUACUAAGAAACCUUUCAAUAGAAUUUCAAAACAACAAACCGAGCUCUCCCUCAUUCCGCCUUCAACAGGAAGUGACGUGUACAGUGACAUGUACAGUAGCAGUCCUUACCAUUGCAUAUGGCGUUUUCUUCAUCAACAAACUAGAACAAGAAAACGUGUGUGUGUGUGUGUGUGUAGUCUCAUCUGUGACAACUCAUCCUUGCUAUUUGAUUUUAAAAAUCACCAGCCAGUUUAUUUAAUUUAAUCAAGAUACUACAGUAUUUCCACCUCUAAAGGCAUCCACAUAAACAGGCCAUGCAAAUGAAGAACCAACUAGACAGCUUCUCUACACAAACAUCAUUCCUUAAACUGUUUACAUCAGGGAUGAUUUGCAUUCUGCGCUACACCUCAGAUAUUCAUAAAUUUUAGAUGAGCACAUAACAACUCUAAAUUCUAACGCUCUAAAAACGUAUUUAGAUGGUAAAUGAUACACUGUCUGGCGUAGGAGGACAGUCUGUAGUGAAGCCCUAUGUGAGCUGUUAAUUACUUAAUCAUGCUGCUUGAGAAAUCUUUCCACAAGGAAAGCUUGACCUCAUUAGGUGGUCAGUGAUGUAGAAUGUUAGCCUGGGUACCAGACCUGUUUGUGCUUUCAUUCCACUCCUUGCCACUUCUUGUCAUAUGUCAAACAUGAGUAGAAUGAUUAUAGUCGUGCCGUUUGGCACAACUAUGGUAUGCAUUGGUUGAAGCUCAAUAUUAAAUUAAAAUCUCUCUACCAUCAUAUGUAAGCCAAUAUGACACCAAUGUUGAUGGAAAUUCACAAAUAAACUUGAUUGGAGGUACACAACACACUCCCCACCUGUUGUCAUGAUUCGUCCAGCCGUUACCAAUAAUAAUUAUACCAGAUUUUUGACAGGGUUGUUAGCAUUAGGGUCAUCAGACAAUGUUUUGCCCAAACCUACCUCAAAUUCUAGACGUCAGAUUAAAACGAGUUACAGUGUCCAUAAGGUGGCCAUUAGACUUAGAUCCAUUUGGACUGUCACGUCUACUCCUGCUACCCCGCUCGACGUCGCCGGUCUACUAACCACCGGUCCUGGCAACCAUCAUUACGCACACCUGGCAACCAUUACUACGCACACCUGCUCCAUAUCGUUACGCAUACCUGGACCUCAUCAUCACCUUGAUUACGCUCCCUUUAUUUAGCCCUCAGUAGCCUCAGUCAUCAGGCAGUCUUGGUUUUGUCACGUUUCGGUACACGUCUCCUGUUUUGGUUAUCUGCCUUUUACUAUUAUUCAACCCACCUUCUGCACCUGCUUCCUGACUCCCAGCGUUCGAUUUUACUAAACAGUACUUUCUAAAUAGUGUGUAGUACGAGUUUUAGUAAGUAGUAGGCAAGACAGAUUUCGGACACAGCCAAUAAUUGGGCUUGUCUAAACACCUGAUCAAACAGGGACCAAUAAUCCCCUAUCCUCCUCUAUCCUCCCGGUGUGUGUCCCAAAUGGCACCCUAUUCCCUAUAUAGUGCACUACUUUUGAGGUAGGGAAUAGGGUGCCAUUUGGGACACAGGCCAAGUGUAAUAGGGAGCAUCUGGGGCUCAAGUAGUUGGUUGGUGCGCCUGAUAAGGCCCUAGGGAGAAGAUACAAUCAGACAGAGACAGAUAUGAUCUGUGGGACCAGCAGACUCCUCCAAUAAUUAUAUCAAGCUGUUAAUUAGGUUUAGCAACAGAAACAUGAGCUACCGGUCCCUGUGGAUCCAUCAUGGCUGACUGGAAACACAUUCAACACUGGAUUGGACUGUCAUCUGUUAAACUGUGGAGCCAUCAUGACUGACUGGAACUAAGCAGGCUGGCUGAGCAUAAACACAUGGAAAUUGAAACAGUAAUUUGGAUUGGACAGUGCUAGACUAAAAACAUAUUUAAAGUGAAGUCUGAAGUAGUGUGAAGUUUGAAGUAAUGUGUUACUUAAUUAAAUGUAUGUGAAAUCUUUUGAAACAGAGAACGCUGGACAGGAUACACAUUGAACAGCACUAUGCUCGAUUGGACAACAAAAUACACAUUUCUACUCCUAUUUAAAAGAAGAAAGAACAUCACUUGUUAUGAUAUGGGAAAAAGGUAAAUGGCAGGUGUUCUUUGCUGUUAUUAUACACGAGGACAUGACAUCAAUAAUUGUGGUGAAAAAAAGUGGCUUCGUGAUGAUGAAUUACGUUAUUGAAAAGAAACCCAUCUGUUUGUGUUAGCUACAUAGAUCAAUGUCCGUCUUGUUCUUUAUGCUAGAGUACUAGUUCUAAAGAGAGAGAGAGAAUUAACAGAUGGGAAAUAGAGAACACAGCAUCUCUACAUCUAUUCCUUUUCUAUGAUCCAUCCCCAUUCAACCAGCCAUUGAAACACUCAUCUAAGGCCUGUUCUCUUCUGUAGCUGGCAUAUAAAAGCUGCCCUAUGAUAAACCCUGUCUCUGAAGUAAUGAGAGCUGGGACUGUGGCUGUGUCUGAAAUGGCACCCUAUUCCCUAUGUAGUGCACUACUUUUCACCAAGGCCAAUAGGGGAAAGGUUGCCAUUUCGAACACAGCAUGUGUUCUUUUCAGUCAUCCUGUGCAGUGGUUCUCAACUUGUGCGAAUAGUACCCCUGGGGUACCUGACUUAUCCACAGGGGGUAGGCUACUUAGAAAAGAUUCAUGCUGUAAGAACAUGGUGGUCCUCUGUAGCUCAGCUGGUAGAGCACGGCGCUUGUAACGCCAAGGUAGUGGGUUCGAUCCCCGGGACCACCCAUACACACAAAAAAAAAUGUAUGCACGCAUGACUGUAAGUCGCUUUGGAUAAAAGCGUCUGCUAAAUGGCAUAUUAUAUUAUUAUUAUAACAUAGGCCUAAUGAUCAGUUGCACAUGAGGGUUAGAGCAAAACGUGAUUAGGGUUACAGUAACCAAAAAAGGUUGAGAACAAUUGAUCCAGUGGCUCUGCAGCUGGCCAGUCCCUUCUAUGACAGAGGGAGGCUGAGACAUAGACAUAGAAUGACAUAGAAUAGUAAUUAUAUUCCUAUGGGCUGAGGCAGAGGAACUGUGGUCACUAAGACUGCUGUGAGACCAGAUACAGCUGGAUAGUGUGGCUAUUAUUACAGAGAGAGGCUGUGGGAGCUGUUGUUGUAAGACUGCAGCCAACCUGUGUGUGUGUAUCUGUGUGUGCGUGUGUGUGUGUGUGCGUGUAUGUGUGUGUGCGUGCAUACGUGUGUGUGUAUGUGUGUGUCUGUGUGUGUGUGUGUGGCCUCUGUCUCCGGUUACUAAACAGUCAUGGCUGCCAUGUAAAUCCAGUGGCUUGCGAAAGUAUUCACCCCCCUUUGUCACGAAUACAGCCAAGGCUGCCCCUCCUCCUUGCUCGGGCAGGCUUCGGCGUUCGUCGUCACCGGAGUACUAGCUGCCACCGAUCGAUAUUUCUGUGUUACACUAGUCUUGUCUUUAUUAAUCACACCUGUUACCCAUUAUGCUUAUUUGUGUCCCUAUAAUUACCUCUGUUUUCCCUCCUGAGUUUGUGCGUGAUUGUCCGUUGUCUUACGUCGUUUGGUGAGCUGUUGUUCUGCUCUUCCCUGCGUGGAGGGUUUGUUAUGGUUUAGUAAAUCCAUUCAUUUUCUCAGUUCUGUGUCCUGCGCCUGAUUCCGUUUCACCACUUCACCCAGACGCUGACACCCUUGGCAUUUUUCCUAUUUUGUUGCCUUACAACAUGGAAUUAAAAUAGAUUUUUUGGGGGUUUGUAUCAUUUGAUUUACACAACAUGCCUACCACUUUGAAGAUGCAAAAUAAUUUUUUUGGUGAAACAAACAAGAAAUAAGGCAAAAAAACAGAAAACUUGCGCAUGCAUAACUAUUCACUGCCCCAAAGUCAAUACUUUGUAGAGCCACCUUUUGCAGCAAUUACAGCUGCAAGUCUCUUGGUGUAAUGACGCUCCAGGAGAGUGAGGAUCCAUUUGCAGUUUUAUUACAAUCUGGGUCGUACAAACAGGGUCAAUCGCCAGCAGACACAACAGUAGGGAUAAGGCAACUCGUAAUCCAGGUACAGGCAUAAGGUCAGGGCAGGCAGCAAGCUUACAAAAAUCAGUCCAGUAAAGAAUAUAGUCCAGGGCAGGCAGCAAAGAAUCAAGGAGGGAAAAACAGUCCAGAGUAAAUCCACGGGCAGACAGACACAGGCGAAAACGCUCAGAAAUGAUCACCAGGGUAAACAAGACUUCGCAAAGAGAGAGAGUUUGAGAGCACCUAAAUAGUCUACUGAUGGGAGUCAGGUGCAACGGUAAUCAGAGCCAGGUAUGUGGGAAAUGUAGUUCAGGGGUUUAAUACUCAGGAGAGGGUUCCCUCUGGUGGUGAGCAGGAGGAACAGCGGGAGUCUCGUUUGUGACACUUGGGGUAUGUCUCUAUAAGCUUGGCACAUCUAGCCACUGGGAUUUUUGCCCAUUCUUCAAAGGCAAAACUGCUCCAGCUCCUUCAAGUUGGAUGGGUUCCGCUGGUGUACAGCAAUCUUUAACUCAUACCACAGAUUCUCAAUUGGAUUGAGAUCUGGGCUUUGACUAGGCCAUUCCAAGACAUUUAAAUGUUUCCCCUUAAACCACUCGAGUGUUGCUUUAGCAGUAUGCUUAGGGUCAUUGUCCUGCUGGAAGGUGAACCUCUGUCCCAGUCUCAAAUCUCUGGAAGACAGAAACAGGUAUCCCUCAAGAAUUUCCUUGUAUUUAGCGCCAUCCACCAUUCCUCCAAUUCUGACCAGUUUCCCAGUCCCUACCGAUGAAAAACAUCCCCACAGCAUGAUGCUGCCACCAACAUGCUUCACUGUGGGGAUGGUGUUCUUGGGGUGAUGAGAGGUGUUGGGUUUGCGCCAGACAUAGCGUUUUCCUUGACGGUCAAAAAGCUCAAUUUUAGUCUCAUCUGACCAGAGUACCUUCUUUCAUAUGUUUGGGGAGUCUCCCACAUACCUUUUGGCGACUCUUCCGUAAAGUCCAGCUCUGUGGAGUGUACGGCUUAAAGUGGUCCUAUGGACAGAUACUCCAAUCUCCGCUGUGGAGCUUUGCAGCUCCUUCAGGGUUAUCUUUGGUCUCUUUGUUGCCUCUCUGAUUAAUGCCCUCCUUGCCUGGUCCGUGAGUUUUGGUGGGCGGCCCUCUCUUGGCAGGUUUGUUGUGGUGCCAUAUUCUUUCCAUUUUUUAAUAAUGGAUGUAAUGGUGCUCCGUGGGAUGUUUCUGAUAUUUUUUUAUAACCCAACACUGAUCUGUACUUCUCCACAACUUUGUCCCUGACCUGUUUGGAGAGCUCCUUGGUCUUCAUGGUGCCGCUUGCUUGGUGGUGCCCCUUGCUUAGUUGUGUUGCAGACUCUGGGGCCUUUCAGAACAGGUGUAUAUGUCCAAUUUGUAAGUCGCUCUGGAUAAGAGCGUCUGUGUAAAUGUAAUAAAUGUAUAUACUGAGAUCAUGUGACAGAUCAUGUGACACAGGUGGACUUUAUUUAACUAAUUACAGUGGGGGAAAAAAGUAUUUAGUCAGCCACCAAUUGUGCAAGUUCUCCCACUUAAAAAGAUGAGAGAGGCCUGUAAUUUUCAUCAUAGGUACACGUCAACUAUGACAGACAAAAUGAGAAAAAUAAAUCCAGAAAAUCACAUUGUAGGAUUUUUAAUGAAUUUAUUUGCAAAUUAUGGUGGAAAAUAAGUAUUUGGUCAAUAACAAAAGUUUCUCAAUACUUUGUUAUAUACCCUUUGUUGGCAAUGACACAGGUCAAACGUUUUCUGUAAGUCUUCACAAGGUUUUCACACACUGUUGCUGGUAUUUUGGCCCAUUCCUCCAUGCAGAUCUCCUCUAGAGCAGUGAUGUUUUGGGGCCGCCGCUGGGCAACACGGACUUUCAACUCCCUCCAAAGAUUUUCUAUGGGGUUGAGAUCUGGUGACUGGCUAGGCCACUCCAGGGCCUUGAAAUGCUUCUUACGAAGCCACUCCUUCGUUGCCCGGGCGGUGUGUUUUGGAUCAUUGUCAUGUUGAAAGACCCAGCCACAUUUCAUCUUCAAUGCCCUUGCUGAUGGAAGGAGGUUUUCACUCAAAAUCUCACGAUACAUGGCCCCAUUCAUUCUUUCCUUUACACGGAUCAGUCGUCCUGGUCCCUUUGCAGAAAAACAGCCCCAAAGCAUGAUGUUUCCACCCCCAUGCUUCACAGUAGGUAUGGUGUUCUUUGGAUGCAACUCAGCAUUCUUUGUCCUCCAAACACGACGAGUUGAGUUUUUACCAAAAAGUUAUAUUUUGGUUUCAUCUGACCAUAUGACAUUCUCCCAAUCCUCUUCUGGAUCAUCCAAAUGCACUCUAGCAAACUUCAGACGGGCCUGGACAUGUACUGGCUUAAGCAGGGGGACACGUCUGGCACUGCAGGAUUUGAGUCCCUGGCGGCGUAGUGUGUUACUGAUGGUAGGCUUUGUUACUUUGGUCCCAGCUCUCUGCAGGUCAUUCACUAGGUCCCCCCGUGUGGUUCUGGGAUUUUUGCUCACCGUUCUUGUGAUCAUUUUGACCCCACGGGGUGGAGCCCCAGAUCGAGGGAGAUUAUCAGUGGACUUCCUAAUAAUUGCUCCCACAGUUGAUUUCUUCAAACCAAGCUGCUUACCUAUUGCAGAUUCAGUCUUCCCAGCCUGGUGCAGGUCUACAAUUUUGUUUCUGGUGUCCUUUGACAGCUCUUUGGUCUUGGCCAUAGUGGAGUUUGGAGUGUGACUGUUUGAGGUUGUGGACAGGUGUCUUUUAUACUGAUAACAAGUUCAAACAGGUGCCAUUAAUACAGGUAACGAGUGGAGGACAGAGGAGCCUCUUAAAGAAGAAGUUACAGGUCUGUGAGAGCCAGAAAUAUUGCUUGUUUGUAGGUGACCAAAUACUUAUUUUCCACCAUAAUUUGCAAAUAAAUUCAUUAAAAAUCCUACAAUGUGAUUUUCUGGAAAAAGAAUUCUCAAUUUGUCUGUCAUAGAUGACGUGUACCUAUGAUGAAAAUUACAGGCCUCUCUCAUCUUUUUAAGUGGGAGAACUUGCACAAUUGGUGGCUGACUAAAUACUUUUUUUCCCCACUGUAUGUGACUUCUUGUCACGAUCGUCGUAUACAGAGGAGGACCAAGGCGCAGCGUUGCAGGCAAACAUACUCUUUAUUUAGAGACACGAUCAAAACAACAAAACGAUGACGUGACAGUUCACGGUCUAACACAAACAGACUAGAAACAAGAUCCCACAACAUUAGUGGGCAAAUAGCCUCUAUAAAUAUGGCUCCCAAUCAGAGACAACCAGCCACAGCUGACACUCGUUGCCUCUGAUUGGGAACCACUCUGGCCAACACAGAAAUACAACCUAUAGAAUAUCCACACCCUGGCUCAACAUAUAGAGUCCCAGAGCCAGGGUGUGACACUUCUGAAGGUAAUUGGUUGCACCAGAUCUUAUUUUGAUCUGGUGCAACCAAUUACACCACUUUCCAUUAUUUAUUUUUUAUAAUUUUUUGAAACAAGUUCUUUUUUAAAUUUCACUUCACCAAUUUGGACUCUUUUGUGUAUGUCCAUUACAUGAAAUCCAAAUAAAAAUCAAUUUAAAUUACAGGUUGUAAUGCAACAAAAUAGGAAAAACGCCAAGGGGGAUGAACACUUUUGCAAGGCACUGUAAGAUCCAUUAUGACAGAGGGAGGCUGAGGCUGAGGAUGGGGAGCUUUGGUGGUCCGGAAGACUUCAGCCAGGACAGAUGCAGCUGGGCAGGCCUAAUAGGACACCAGGAGGGAUCUAAACCCUGUACACUACCAUUACCCUCUAAACCCUGUACACUACCAUUACCCUCUAAACCCUGUACACUAUCAUUACCCUCUAAGCCCUGUACACUACCAUUACCCUCUAAACCCUGUACACUACCAUUACCCUCUAAGCCCUGUACACUACCAUUACCCUCUAAGCCCUGUACACUACCAUUACCCUCUAAACCCUGUACACUAUCAUUACCCUCUAAGCCCUGUACACUACCAUUACCCUCUAAACCCUGUACACUACCAUUACCCUCUAAGCCCUGUACACUACCAUUACCCUCUAAGCCCUGUACACUACCAUUACCCUCUAAGCCCUGUACACUACCAUUACCCUCUAAGCCCUGUACACUACCAUUACCCUCUAAGCCCUGUACACUACCAUUACCCUCUAAGCCCUGUAGACUACCAUUACCCUCUAAACCCUGUACACUACCAUUACCCUCUAAGCCCUGUACACUACCAUUACCCUCUAAGCCCUGUACACUACCAUUACCCUCUAAGCCCUGUACACUACCAUUACCCUCUAAGCCACAUAUGUCAGAGUCAAGGCCCGCGGGCCACAUCCGGCCCGCGAGAAGGUUUUUUACGGCCCCUGGGAUGAUCUUGAUUUAUUAUUAGAACCGGCCCGCAGACCGCAGCAAGCCGGCAGCCCGCAUAUCUUUUACACGCACCAAUACUACAUUUCCCACAAUGCAACGGUGACGCACCGAGCAGUAGGCUGCUUCAUUUCAAUAUUUAUUGGCACAGCAGUCGUCAGCAUCACAGUAAAAUUAACUUUCAGAUACCCAUCAAAAAUGGCAAAACGGAAGGUGGACACUGAGAACCGGGGGUUUCAAACAAGGUGGGAGUCGGAGUAUAUGUUCACGGAGGUAGCUGGAAAACCUGUGUGUCUUCUGUGUGGAGAAAGUGUGGCGGUACUGAAAGAGUAUAAUCUGAGACGACAUUAUGAAACGAAACACGCGGACAAAAACAAGAAUAGGUAUGCUUGCCGCUGACUUUCGACGCCGAUUUGCUGACUUUGAAGCACAAAAAAGCAGGUUGGAACUGCUCGGUAACCCAUUUGCUGUUGACGUGGAAAGCUCACCACCAAACCUCCAAAUGGAGUUGAUUGACCUCCAAUGCAAUGAUGCACUGAGGGCAAAAUAUGCGGCAGUGGGUGCUGCGGAGUUCGCCCGUUUCCUCCCCGACACAAUGCCCCAGCUGCGCAUCCAGGCUGCUCAAACGUUGUCUAUGUUUGGCAGCACAUACCUGUGUGAACAACUGUUUUCUUUGAUGAACCUGAACAAAACAUCACACAGAAGUCGACUUACUGCUGAACACCUCCACUCAAUUCUGAGGAUUUCCUCAGCUCAGAGCCUUACCCCGAACAUUGAUGAACUUGUGGAAAAGAUGGGACACCACCAAGUAUCACCCUCAACCUCAAACAAGUGAACAUUACUGUGCAAUCACAUAUUUAGAGUUUUUACUCAGUUCAAGUUUAAAAGUUAAAGUUUAAUAUUUGUUUUCACUGCAUGUUACUUCUCCUUAAACAAAGUGUUGUUUUUGAUUAAUAGAUUUUUGCACUUUAUUUUAUUGUAUUUCAAUCCAAUUAUAUUUUAAAAAUAUUUCAGUUGAGUGGAUGAUAGAAAGUUUUUUUCUUUGAAGUAAAUUUAGCCCACUUUUGCUAAAAUAGAAAAUAUAGGCUACUGAUGGUGCCUUGAAUACCGGUUUCUUUCAUUUAAUGUUCAUGUUAUGGGGAUUUUUAUAUAAAGGAAAUUUGUCUUUUGUGUCUGUUGAAAAUUAAAGAUUACUGACAGAGCCAUAAGAAAAUAUUGCUUUAUUUAUCUGAUCAUAUUGGAAUAUAUUUGUUAGGUUUUCAGUAGGUUCAAUUAGGUUCACUAGACUAUAUGCGUCAUUUAAAAAAUUUUCAAUGAACAUUCGAACAGUCCGGCCCUCGGCUUGUAGCUAAAUUUUUUAUUUGGCCCUCCGUCCAUUUGACUUUGACACCCCUGCUCUAAGCCCUGUACACUACCAGUGCCCACUAAGCCCUGUACACUACCAUUACCCUCUAAGCCCUGUACACUACCAGUGCCCUCUAAGCCCUGUACACUACCAUUAUCCUCUAAACCCUGACACUACCAUUACCCUCUAAGCCCUGUACACUACCAUUACCCUCUAAGCCCUGUACACUACCAUUACCCUCUAAGCCCUGUGCACUACCAGUGCCCUCUAAGCCCUGUACACUACAAUUACCCUCUAAGCCCUGUACACUACCAUUACCCUCUAAGCCCUGUACACUACCAUUACCCUCUAAGCCCUGUAGACUACCAUUACCCUCUAAGCCCUGUAGACUACCAUUACCCUCUAAGCCCUGUAGACUACCAUUACCCUCUAAGCCCUGUAGACUACCAUUACCCUCUAAGCCCUGUAGACUACCAUUACCCUCUAAGCCCUGUACACUACCAUUACCCUCUAAGCCCUGUAGACUACCAUUACCCUCUAAGCCCUGUAGACUACCAUUACCCUCUAAGCCCUGUACACUACCAUUACCCUCUAAGCCCUGUACACUACCAUUACCCUCUAAGCCCUGUACACUCUGAGCUCUGGCUACUGGAGGGGACUGCUGCUGGGAUCCAUCCCAAAGGGCACCAUAUUCCAUUUUAUAGUGCACUACCCAUAAGGCUCUGGUCGAAAGUAGUGCACUAUAAAGGGAAUAGGUUUCCAGCCAAAAUGAUUGUCUUAGCGAACUGUUCCAGCCAAAAGGCAGGUAAUGGCACCAUAUUGAGUCACUUAUGAGGAUUUACGGACACGGUCUUAUCAUAUGGCCAGAUAAUUAACAUAAGGCCUUGCUGGGCUCUGGCCAGGCCUGUUUGGCUGCUACACUACGCCUGGGGGUGACUUUGUGACUGAAGCCAGAGGGAGGGGGUGGAGGGAUAGAGGGAUGGAGGGGUGGAGGGAUAGAGGGAUGGAGGGAUGGAGGGAUGGAGGGAUGGAGGGAUGGAGGGAUGGAGGGGAUGGAGCGAUGGAUGGAGGGGAUGGAGGGAUGGAGGGAUGGAGAAGAAAGGAGGGAGAACAUGCCAAGAACUAGCUCCAACCAAAGCUGUGAAAAUCACUUUGAUAAACACUACACACGCACGCACACACACACAUACACACACGCACACACAGCUCAGUUAGAAGAAGUCAGGUCUUCAUGGUAAGUGGUAACACAUUUGUCAAGGUGUUGUAAGGACUGACAUAGCAGCCUUCCUAAUGAAUACACCUGUCUGUCUCGUGUUCUCCUGGUCCCUGUAAUCAUCAGUGUACAUCAUCAGUUUCUUCCUGCCACCAUGUUUUGACUCAUAGGGACAGAGUGUUGAUUGUCCCCUAGCGCUACAGUGAGGCCUAGGGUAUGUCCCAAAUUGCACCCUAAUCCCUACCUUGGGCCCCAUGGGCCCUGGUCAAAAGUAGUGCACUAAAUAGGGAAUAGGGUGGCAUCUGUAUCUUACUGACAAAACAUCUAGCUAACUAACGAGCUGCAUCCCUGAGCCCCUUCCUUUACCAUAACAAAUUCGACAAAAAUAAUGAAUUGUCUUCCCACCUGUUGUUAAUUAGGGGCUCUAAACCUUUUACAGUUUUUUACAAUCACUUUGGCACUAAUUUCAGAACCUUGAUGUCAUUUUUCAAAACUCUAGACACAAAACUCACAACCAAUGAUCAAAAUGCAAAUUUUUCAAAACUCUAACACUUUUUUCAAUUGCUUGGAUACAAUACACAUAAAACUAAGAUCAUUUGUUCAUUUAACAAAAAUCACCUGUUCAAUAUGACACAACUUAACAUCAAAGUACUACUAUUUCAAAAGGCAAUUCACACAUUACAUUUCAGAUGAGUGUCUAUUCAUUUCAUUACAAUUAUCCAACUAUUAAUUGAUACAACUGCUCAAAAUGAUAAGUAACUGUUGCAUUGCUCUUAAUGCAUAGUUGUAUGGAAACAGACAAACAAUAUUCCAUGUUUAGAUCAUGAAAGUUUCAAAGUAACGAGAUUCAUUGUCACCAAUUAGCGUGGAGCAUGAACCAAUUAGACUACAUUAUCUAUGGAUGUAAUAUUUCAUCAUCAUUCUUUAUCAGACACCGUUUCUAUGGUCCCCUUGUAACCUUCCUUGAUGAGCUCGAUCAGGCCUGUAGAGCUGGUGGCGUGACCUAUGUCAUUGUGUGGGAUAAUGUCAGGUUCCACCAUGCUCAUAUGGUGCAAGCAUGGUUUCAGGCCCAUGCACAAUUUACCACCCUGUAUUUACCCCCAUACUCUCCUUUCCUUAACCCGAUUGAGGAAUUUUUCUCCACAUGGAGAUGGAAGGUUUAUGAUAGGCGCCCUCAUGAACAAGUCACUCUUCUCCAGGCCAUGGAUGACGCAUGCAACGACAUCACGGCAGACCAGUGUCAGGCCUGGAUUCGCCAUGGCCAAAGGUUUUUUCCAAGAUGUUUGGCUAAUGAAAACAUCCAUUGUGAUGUAGAUGAGAACCUGUGGCCAAAUCCACAAGACAGAGUUGAUGAAAAUGUAGAAGUACAGUAAUCACUCCUAUGUUUUGCUUUUUACAGUACAAGCAAGCAAGUUGAGGAACACUGCAUUUGAUGUUUUACAGUACUGUAUUGUUUUUCAUCAAUAUAUUUCAGAUUUUGUUCAAUGAUUCCACUGUGUCUGUAGUAUUCUCUCUACUACUGCAGUACUUUUACAGGGAUGUAUUUACAUGUAGUACCAUAAUGAAACAUGUAUCACCUAUUUUGUACUACAAUAUUUAAUGAUCGUACGAACAAUGACACAGUGAAACUAUCGGUUGCUUGUGUGUGGGUGAUCUAAAUUAACGUUUCAUUGGUAUUUCACAAUACAUUAGUUUUUUGAACCAAUGAUUGUGCAAGUGCAAGAUUUCUUUAAAGAUAUGAAUGCACAAUGCAAUGUUUUGAACAUUGGACAGCCUGUGUUACAAGUGAUGACCGUUUUGAGUUUUGUGUCUAGAGUUUUGAAAAAUGACGUCAAGGUUCUGAAAUUAGUGCCAAAGUGAUUGUAAAAAACUGUAACUUGUUCUAAGUGCUGUUGUUUACCCUUGGAAUGAAGAGACAUGACAAGUACACCACUUAAGUGGCAGGAUCCCUGCUGUGCCACGCUGUGACGAGCUGUGUGUGUGUGUAUUGUGCGUGCAUACGUGUGUGUGCGUAUGUGUGUGUGUGUGUGUGUGUGUGUGUGUGUAUUUGUGCGUGCAUACGUGUGUGUGCGUAUGUGUGUGUGUGUGUGUGUGUGUGUGUGCGUGUAUGUGUGGGCAUGUGUGUGUGUGUGUGUGUGGGCGUGUGCAUGUGUGUGAGGGUGUGCGUGUGUAUGUGGGCGUGUGUGUGUGUGUGGGCGUGUGUGUGUGUGGGCGUGUGUGUGUGUGGGCGUGUAUGUGUGUAUCUGUGUGUGCGUGUGUGUGGGCGUGUGCAUGUGCGUGUAUGUGUGUGUGUGUGGGCGAGUAUGUCUGUGUAUCUGUGUGUAUCUGUGUGUGUGUGUGUGUGUGUGUGAGAUCCAGGCUUUGCCUGCUGAGAGAGGAAUAGAAACAGCAGACAGGAGAUGAUGACAGCGAGGCGACAGGAGAGGGGGAGGAGAGGGAAUGUUAAAUACAGAUAAAAGAGUGGGAUGAAAGAGAGGGAUGAAUAAACUCCAGAUAUGAAUGGGUAAUGAGUGAUUAGCCUUGUGUUGUCUGCAGGGAGAUGAUGGCACAUCAAUAACAGACAGUCGUUGUGAAAAACUUUUUUAUCUUAUCUUCCUCUAGCUGCAUUUGUACUUUGGAAUAUCAAUGACUAAAUGUUUUCUUUAUUUUCUACGUCUCUCUGUUCACCCCCCCCCGUCCAUUCUGUCUUUCAUGCUGUGUUUGUUUCUUUAACCACUCUCUCUACAACCACUCUCUCUACAACCACUCUCUCUACAACCACUCUUUCUACAACCACUCUCUCUACAACCACUCUCUAUAUAACAACACUCUCUACAACCACGGGGGGCCAGUAUAAAAAAUAAUAAUAUAUGUAUUCACUAACUGUAAGUCGCUCUGGAUAAGAGCGUCUGCUAAAUGACUGUAAUGUAAUGUAAUGUAAUGUAAUGUAACCACUCUCUCUACAACCACUCUCUCUACAACCACUCUCUCUAUAACAACUCUCUCUACAACUCUCUCUAAACCAUCUCUUAAACAACUCCUCUACAACCACCUCAUAACUCUCUAAAACUUCUCUUACACACACUCCUCUAUAAACUCUCUCUAUGACUGAAUCCACUUUCUUAAUACCACUCUCUCUACAACCACUCUCUCUACACACCACUCUCUCUAACACACUCUCUCUACAACCACUCUCUACAACCACUCUCUCUACACACUCUCUCUACAACCACUCUCUCUACAACACACUCUCUCUACAACACUCUCUCUACAACCACUCUCUCUACAACCACUCUCUCUACAACCACUCUCUCUACAACCACUCUCUCUACAACCACUCUCUCUACAACCACUCUCUCUACAACCACUCUCUCUACAACCACUCUCUCUACAACCACUCUCUCCAUACACCACUCUCUCUACAACCACUCUCUCUACAACCACUCUCUCUACACACUCUCUCUACAACAUCUCUCUACACAACCACUCCUCUCUACAACCACUCUCUCUACAACCACUCUCUCUACAACCACCUCUCUCUACACACCACCUCUCUACAACCACUCUCUCUCUACAACCACUCUCUCUACAACCACUCUCUAAACACUCUCCUACAACCACUCUCUCUAACACAUCUCUCUCUCUCUACAACCACUCUCUCUCACACUCUCUCACACUCUACAACCAUCCUCUACAACCACUCUCUCUACAACCACUCUCUCUACAACCACUCUCUCUACAACAACUCUCUCUCAACACCACCACUCUCUACAACCACUCUCUCUACAACCUCUCUACACUCUCUACAACUCUACAACCACUCUCUCUACAACCACUCCUCUACAACCACUCUCUCUACAACCACUCUCUCUACAACCACUCUCUCUACAACCACUCUCUCUACAACCACUCUCUCUACAACCACUCUCUCUACAACCACUCUCUCUACAACCACUCUCUCUACAACCACUCUCUCUAUAACCACUUUCUACAACCACUCUUCUCUUCUCUUCUCUUCUCUUCUCUUCUCUUCUCUUCUCUUCUCUUCUCUUCUCUUCUCUUCUCUUCUCUUCUCUUCUCUUCUCUUCUCUUCUCUUCUCUUCUCUUCUCUUCUCUUCUCUUCUCUUCCCUUCCCUUCCCUUCUUCCUCCCCUCUACUCUCCUCUCAUCUUUAUCUCAUUAUAGUUGAGUAGCAGGAGAUAAUGAGGUGCCGUGUCCUCCAAUCUUCCAACUGUGAGAUAUAAUACAUCCAAUCUGCUUGUUCCCAGCAGGGGAACAAAGACUCCCCGCAGGCCCACAGACAAGUGAAGACGGUUAACUCCCCCUCGUCUCUCAGCCUCAGUCCUGUGGAGCCGUGUGGGCAGCAGGGUCAAACGAGCCUCCCUCCACCGGGACGAAGCUGA